UGAAUUCCAGUACAUGGCAUCAACGUCAAAAGACUCCUUUGGCAUAGCGACGUAUGCCAUAAGUCGGCAUAGAAAAAAUAAAGUGUUCAUUUGGCAGAGCAGGAAAGAACAUGGAAGGGUGUAUGAGUUCUUGGUAUCUUCACGAUUCAAGGUUCCAGGACUAGUAUCUUGGAAGUGCAUGCAUUGUAUGCAAAUACGAGCAAAAUUGAAAAAACAGAACAAGGAUGUGCACAAUCUAAAGAUACCACUGGUUCUUAUCGACAACGAUGUAAUCAAGGAAGACCCUGAUGAGCCUUUAAAUGCACGGCAUUUUUGCAAGGGGAAAGAUUUGGUGGAUGCAGUGCUCAAAAGAACGAAGUUAGAGUUUUACGAAAAGUGUUCAACAAACAACGACUUGCCCGAGGUACCUGCAGAGCGAUUCUCUGAGACAGUACUUGAGGCAGUACCUCUGGAUCUUGAUGCGUACCAGAAGCGACAAAUGAAGCAGUCACUAGAUGACAAGUGUGCGAAAGUUAUGAAGAAAGUUAUAAGAAAACGAAAGAGGACAGCUUCAGUGGACAAUCACGAUAGUUCCGCACCAGAAGAAGAGAGUAGAGUGGAUUUACCUAUGGAUAAUAGCUAUCAGAUUGAAGACGUCACAAUAAGGCCUCCUGACGUGUUGGUUGACGCUUCCUUAUCGGGUAUAGAUGACAAUGAUUACAUCGACGUUGUUGGGGAUACACAAGAUGUCAUUUAGAUAUGCAAUAAAUUUAUGGA
Molecule: messenger RNA, 756 nt
Organism: Cylicocyclus nassatus
Lineage: Eukaryota; Metazoa; Nematoda; Chromadorea; Rhabditida; Strongylidae
Source: the annotation of a GenBank genome assembly